Messenger RNA from Oryza brachyantha (malo sina), 781 nucleotides. Its product is annotated as non-specific lipid-transfer protein 1-like. Gene Ontology annotation, biological process: systemic acquired resistance. The transcript is spliced from 2 exons. Lineage: Eukaryota; Viridiplantae; Streptophyta; Magnoliopsida; Poales; Poaceae. Gene Ontology annotation, molecular function: fatty acid binding. Bases 80 to 454 code for a protein of 124 amino acids. The record is from RefSeq and is a predicted model, not a curated record.
CAAGUGACCCCAGUACCCAACAAAUCAAAACACAGGUCCAAAGAGAAUCAGAGCAACAAGCUUAAUUAGCAAGUACACAAUGAGGUUCCUCUCCCUGCCGUUCGUCCUGCUCCUGGCCGCCACCGCGGCUCUGGCCGCCGCUCCCUUGCUCGCGCACGGCGCCGGCGUGUGCGGCGGGACGCCGCCCGACCAGAUGGCGCUGAAGCUCGCGCCGUGCGCGUCGGCGGCGCAGGACCCGGGCGCCGCGCCGCCGGGCGGGUGCUGCUCCGCCGUGCGCGACAUCGGCAGGCACCAGAGCGCCGCGUGCCUCUGCGCCGUGCUGCUGUCCGACACCGUGAAGCACUCCGGCGUCAAGCCGGAGGUGGCCAUCACCAUCCCCAAGCGCUGCAACCUCGCCAACCGCCCCGUCGGCUACAAGUGCGGCCGUUACACUCUGCCCAGCCUGCAGGACUGAUGAAGAUGCGCCACUGAAGCUGCCUGCAGAUCGACGCGUGCGUAGGUCAUAUAAUUUAAGUGUUCACGCCUAUCGGAUUGACGAAUAAAUGAUAAAAUCAAGUGUAGUAAGCAAACUCUUCAUGAACGGGACCGGGCAUCACUUUAUCUCGUGUGGUGCAAAUGGUGUGCAAUUCUGUCGACAGGUGCUGCUUAAAAAUUUAACGGAAAAACGAACAAAAUCUACCGUGUGUCAAGAUUGGCAUGUUGCCUGUGUUGUGCCUUGUGCCACGCUAUUACGUACUCCCUCCGUCCCAAAAUAAACCAAUCUUUCACCUUUUACCUAUAA